AUGAACGUCCAAGAGCCAAUCCAGCCCGCGCUUGUGCGCUCGAACUCGACUGCAUCUUCAGUCAAAUCUGGAAAACUAUCCCAUCUUAACACUCCGGCAGGGGAGGCACAGACCGAAGUCGAACAUGUCAACACUCGCCCGCCACUUGACUACAGCUCCUUUGGGGCGUUUUGGACCAGCGUUGCAGCGCGAAUUAGGUCUGUAUUUACGAGGAGAUUUGUUAUGGCAUUACUUGGCGGCCAACUCGUUAGCAUUUGCAUCACCUGUACCUCAGUGUCUACGACCGAGUUGGUGAAUCGCGGUUGGUCUUUGCCUACUACCCAAACAUUCUUCUUGUAUUUCUCCUUGUUCAUUGUGUACACACCUUACACGAUCUAUCAGUACGGGUUCAAGGGUUGGGGCAAUGUCGUCAUCAAGGAUGGCUGGAAAUACUUUGUACUCGCUGCGUGUGACGUAGAGGCCAACUUCCUAGUUGUUAACGCUUACAAAUAUACGAAUUUGCUGUCAUGCAUGCUCCUCAAUUCAUGGGCUAUUCCGACAUCAACCUUCCAAACCCCCACCAUCCUCACCAUCCCUCAACCGUAUCUGGAUUAUGUACUCAAAUCUGGACUUUUUUCUUCUCCGCCAACGGGCAUCCUUAUCUGCAUCGGAGGAAUGGGCAUGCUCAUUGCUUCGGACCACCUUACGGGAACUGGACAGUAUCCAGCAGCGUCUAUGGUCAAGGGUGACUUGUUCAUGCUCGCUGGGGCGACUCUGUAUGGGUUCACCAACGCUACCGAGGAAUUCUUUGUGAGAAACCGCCCGCUAUAUGAAGUUAUUGGGCAACUCGGUCUGUACGGAAUGAUUAUCAACGCUAUCCAGGCUAGUGGGUUGGAGCACAAAGAUAUGAGGACGGCAAAUUGGAAUGGCGGUGUUAUUGGCUUGCUAUUCGCAUAUACGAUCGCCAUGUUGAUUUUGUACACGGUUGCUCCUCUGAUUUAUCGAGCUGCCUCGUCAGUAUACUACAACCUCAGCUUGCUAUCCAGUAACUUUUACGGACUUCUCUUUGCUCUCGGGCUUUACCAUCAACGCCCCUACUGGCUCUACUUUAUUGCCUUUGUGGUCAUUAUCUUCGGUCUCGUCUCGUACUUUUGGCACUCGACGCCCGAGGAACAAGGUAAACUCGAUCCUCAAAAACCCGAAUACGUGCAGCAGAAACCCGAGAGGGAACCGGGCUCUGAAAUACCCGUUUAG
Molecule: messenger RNA, 1233 nt
Organism: Rhizoctonia solani
Lineage: Eukaryota; Fungi; Basidiomycota; Agaricomycetes; Cantharellales; Ceratobasidiaceae
Product: Solute carrier family 35
Exons: 14
Coding region: 1-1233 (410 amino acids)
Biological process (GO): transmembrane transport
Cellular component (GO): membrane
Molecular function (GO): transmembrane transporter activity
Source: RefSeq, a predicted model, not a curated record